AUGGGAAUCUGUUUUCUUCUAACUUUGAUAUUAUUUUUAGCGAGAUAGUUGAUUUUGUAGGAUGAUUUAGGCAUGCAUAAGCCUACUCCUCUUUAAAUCCGAACUAUUGGUGUCAAGUGUAUCUUAUUUGCUGUUUAUAUCAGGCGCCACGAAGCUCACAUCAUGAUUUUGACCAUGUUCAAUACUAGACCUUAAGUGCGUUGCGCUUGCUCCUCAAUUGACUCCAGAAUGCAUUUCACCUAAUGGUAUCCCUCUUUAGGAGUAUCAAGAGCAAAGCAGUGUCCCUUUUAGCCAAGGGUCAAGAAUCUUAGCCUAUGCUCUAAGGUUUUCCCAUAUAGCUAAAUUAAAGCUACUAUAAACCCACAAUAAUAAAAUUUUGAGGAUGGGAAUGCUCUGGAAAUGGUUUAUUCCCACGAUGCCAUUUUUAUUAUUAAUCUGUUUUCACAGAGAAAUUUACAUGAGAGAGCCUGGAACUGGGAAGCCAAUUCUUAAAUCCGACAUUUCUACAGCUGUCAGAUUAGAGAGUAUACAUAACAAAUAUAAAUUUGUCAAAAUUUUAGGUUACGGACAAUUUGGAGUGGUAAGAAAAGCUUAUAAAAUUGAAACAUCUGAAAAUCCAGAAAGUCCAAAGCGGAAAAAAUUUGCUAUUAAGUCUUUGAAUAAAGACCGAAUUAAGCGGAGCAUGGUGAUGCUUAAGCGGGAACUUGAAAUUCUUCAAACAGUGGACCAUCCUAAUAUAAUAAAGCUGUAUGAAACAUACGAAGAUAGCAAGUAUAUUCAUAUGGUUUUAGAAUAUUGCUCUGGAGGAGACAUUUUUGAUUAUUUGAUUAAGAAAGGAUCUAUAGUGGAAUCUGAAGUCGCCCGAAUAAUGCAAAAAAUGCUUUCAGCAUUGAACCACUUGCAUAGCUUGAAAAUCUGCCAUAGGGAUUUAAAGCCAGAAAAUUUUUUAUUUAUGAGCACAGAGCAUAUACAUAAAAAUGUGAUGGCAGACACCCGACCUCCUUCCAACACUAUAAGCAACGGCUCAGUGUGAAUGGGAAGGGUAGAAAGAGGCUGGUAAUCCUUUUUGCAUAUCGGGCUAGGUUUUUCUCGGGCUCUAUGAUUAUUAGAAAGAUUAGGACCAGCAAAAGCCCCGAGCGAACAAUAAAUCUCUCAAACAGGGCUCUAGAGGUGACAUCUGCUAAGAGAAACUGGGAUUUCGAUCAGGUGAUGGGUCCUUAGGUUCCAGGAGUCAUGGAAGUAAAGAUCAGUUGUGCGAAUCCUUUGUCUGUGGCAGCGAGGAAGGUGUCUGCUGAUCCCUUAGGGGACGAUGAGCAUUUAGAGGUGGAAAUCCCUAGCCCUGCCGAGGACUAAGAACUUAUUUAGUCAAAACCUUAUGAACUCAGAGCCUAACGCUGAAGUGAAAUUAGCUGAUUUCGGCAUGUCAGUGAAAUUUGGAGAAGAAGAUAUGCUAACUAAGGUUGGAACUCCUUAUUAUGUAGCUCCAGAAAUUUUACGAGGAAUUUAUGGAAAAGAGUGCGACGUCUGAUCGCUGGGCGUCGUGAUGUAUUUAUUAUUAUCAGGCCGGCAGCCUUUUUUAGCCCACAGUAUGAAUGAGCUGUUCCAAAAAAUAACGCGAGGAGACUACUCAUUUUCUUCUACAGCUUGAAGCAUGAUUUCUGAUGAUGCCAAAGAGUUAAUAUCAAAGCUUCUUGAUAUCAACCCAAGUACCAGGAUUACUAUAGCCAAUGCUCUUCAGCACAAAUGAUUUUCUAUCUUAUACCAAACCCCACAGGAAAGAAUGGUCGGCCUUGAAAUAUUUAAUUCGCUUAAAAAAUUCCGAGCUCCAAGCAAGCUGUGGCAAGAAGCAAUGAAGGUCUUUGUUAGGAAUCUGUCUGAAGAGGAGCUUAAUGAGCUUCAAGGAGCCUUUAAAUUAAUUGAUAGAAGUAAUACAGGGUUUAUUACAGUUGAGGAUAUUGCUGUAGCGAUGAAAGGAAAUGGAUAUACAAUUUUAGGAGGGGAAUUUACAAAAUUAAUGCAGAAUGUUGAUUAUAUUGGGAAGGGAAAAUUGAAUUAUACGCAGUUUUUAAUAGCGGCGAUGGAUAGAAAAAGGCUAAUUGAUGAAGAAGGAAUGUGGAUAGUCUUCAAACAUUUUGACAUGGUAACCAUCAUAUAGAAUAAUGACGGCCGAAUCUGUGUAGACGAGCUAAAAUUUGCUCUUGAAAAAGCUGGAUGCUAUAUUUCACAAGAAGAUUUCGAAGAAAUCAUAAAGGAAUUCCAGCUAAAAGUCGGUGAUUUUAUGAGUUUUGACGAGUUUAAGCAGAUUAUGAUGUGCUUUUCAAGUGAAAAUUCAGAAGUGGGCACUGAGCUAGAAGAAGAUGAAGACAAGCAAAGAAAAGGCACAAAAAGACUAUCCCAAAGGAGACUUACCAAUAGAAGAAGAACCGCCUUUGAUGAUGUUUCUCCAAUUUCUCCUAGAAACCUGAAAGACCGCAUAAGAAGAAUAACAGACAUACAUUAA
Molecule: messenger RNA, 2500 nt
Organism: Blepharisma stoltei
Lineage: Eukaryota; Ciliophora; Heterotrichea; Heterotrichida; Blepharismidae
Source: the annotation of a GenBank genome assembly